Messenger RNA from Pezoporus flaviventris, 2162 nucleotides. Its product is annotated as latent-transforming growth factor beta-binding protein 4-like. NCBI's taxonomy places the organism in Eukaryota, Metazoa, Chordata, Aves, Psittaciformes, Psittacidae. The record is from RefSeq and is a predicted model, not a curated record. Gene Ontology annotation, molecular function: calcium ion binding.
ACCGUGGACGAGUGCCGCCGCAGCCCCCGCCCCUGCACCAUGGGCGCUGUGAGAACACGGUUGGGAGCUACCGGUGCCUUUGCCAGGCCGGGUACCGGCCCAGCGCCACCGGCACCGAGUGCCAAGAUGUGGAUGAGUGCGACCAGAGCCCCCCCCCCUGCACCCAUGGGCGCUGCGAGAACCUGCCCGGCUCCUACCGGUGCCUCUGCCCCGGCGGGUACCGCGCCAUGGCGCCGGGAGAGCCCUGCCAGGACAUCGACGAGUGCGAGAACGAGGCUGCGUGCCCGGGCCAGGAGUGCCUGAACACCGCGGGCUCCUUCCAGUGCCGGCCCUGCCUGGUGGGCUUCCGCCCGCACCGUGGCCGCUGCGCAGACAUCAACGAGUGCCUGGAAGGGGAUUUCUGCUUCCCGCACGGGGAAUGCCUCAACACCGAGGGCUCCUUCACCUGCCUCUGUGCACAGGGAUUCACCCCCACGGCCGCGGGCACCGCGUGCACCGACAUCGACGAGUGCCAGCGCGGGGGCCUCUGCGCCGGCGGCCUCUGCACCAACACCGCCGGCUCCUUUGAGUGCCGCUGCCCCCCCGGGUUCCGCAGCGACCCCGAGCAGGCCGAGUGCCAUGAGCUGCCCAGGACCUCCCCCCACCAUAGAUGCAGGCCCCCCCCCCUCAAACUGGUUCCCUCCAAUUCCCCCCUGCCACCCCAUUACCCCCCAGACGUGGACGAGUGCUCCCACAACGGGACCCUGUGUGGGGCCCACGCCACCUGCCUCAACCUGCCCGGCUCCUUCCAAUGCGCCUGCGACCCCGGCUACGAGACGGCCCCCAACGGCCACCACUGCGUGGACGUGAACGAGUGCGAGACCCUGCUCGGGGUGUGCGGGGCCGAGCGCUGCGAGAACGCGGACGGCUCCUUGUGCCUGUGCCCCGACGGCCGCCACGAGUUCGAUCCCGUCCGCGGCCGCUGCGGGGCGCCCUCGGGCGCGGCCCCCGCCCUGCUCCGCAGCGCCCCCGGCGGCAGCGCCGGGUGUUACAGCCGCGCAUGCGCGCUGCUGGCGCCCAGCGUCACCCGGAGGCAGUGCUGCUGCAGCCUGGGCGGGCGUGGGGGGAGCGAUGCCCCUCCCCCAACCACAACACCCACCCCUCCCCCAACGACGGACCCUGCCCCGAACCCGGCUCCGUGCCCCAUAGAGGACCAUGACGCCCUCUGCCCGCAUGGGCCCGGCCGUGCGGAGGACGCCGAGGGAGCCCCCGUAGACGUGGAUGAGUGCGCUCUGUUCUCACCGCACCUCUGCCGGGGGGGGGUCUGCGUGAACGCGGCCCCCGGCUUCAGCUGCUACUGCCCCAGCGGCUUCUACUACGAAGCGGAGCAUCUGCAGUGCGUGGACAAUGACGAGUGCUCGGCGGCCGAGGCGGAGCCGUGCCUGGGGGGGCUCUGCACCAACACCGUGGGCUCGUUCCAUUGCUCCUCCCCCCCGCUCGUCUUGGACAGCUCCCAGCGCCGCUGCGUCGACAACGACACGAGCCUGGCGGAGGCGCAGGCCGUGUGCUGGCAGGAGCUGGGUGCGGACCUGGUGUGCGCGCGGCCCCGCCUGGACGCGCCCCUCACCUACAGCGAGUGCUGCUGCCGGCACGGGCAGGCCUGGGGCAUGGAGUGCGCGCUCUGCCCCGCCCCCCACUCAGGUAACCCCAAUGACUUUGAGCUCCUGUGCAAUGUCCUGCACCCCCCUGUCUACGCCCCCCCCCCGCCCCCCCCGCCUACGACCCCACGGGGGCCCCCCCCGCGGGUACCCCGAGGAGGAGGUGGGGGCGAGGAGGAGGAAGAGGAGGAAGAGGAGGAGCAGGAGGAAGAUCGCUGCCCCCCCGCAGCGGGCCCGGCGCAGUGCGCGGUGCUCAGCGGGUGCCACCACGGGCGCUGCGUGCGCGUCCCCGACGGCUUCACCUGCGCCUGCGACCGCGGCUUCCGGCUCGACCCCGCGCGCCUCGACUGCGUGGACGUGGACGAGUGCUCGGAGGGCGCCCCCUGCCGGCCCGGAGGCUGCCUCAACACCUCCGGCUCCUUCCGCUGCCUCUGCCCCCCCGGGCACGCGCCCGCGCCCCGCCCCCCCCCGCGCUGCGUGCCCGCGCCCCCGCCCCCCCCCCGCGCAUGAGGACCUCCCCUCCCC